UAAGAGCUCACCGCCCCCACCGAGGGCGUAUUUGUCAGUCCGCUCGCGCGAAACAACCCCCGAACUUUAAGUGUCAGUGCGAAUUGUUCUCAUGAGUUCCCUGAAGCCCUGAACAUUUUCCAUCCCAACAACACUCAAGUGUCACUUUUGGAUUUCCAAUAAUAAGAAGCGCAACUACGAAAAAUGGGUAGCAGCGAAGGUCAACAAACCUUUUGUUUGAAAUGGAACCAUCACAAAACAAAUUUAGUAGAGAUCCUCGAGGCACUGAUCAAAGUAGAGACCUACGUAGAUUGCACUUUGGUGGUUGACGACCAAGUCACCUUCAAGGCUCAUAGAGUCGUACUGGCUGCUAACUCUCCUUAUUUUCAAUCCAUAUUGGCAGAUGUACCUAUGGAUCAUUGUAGUAUUUUGUUCCCUGGUGUAAAAGAUUUCGAGAUGCGUGCUCUUCUUGAAUAUAUGUAUACAGGGGAAGUAAAUGUAACACAAGCACAAAUACCUCGUAUCAUGAAGGUUGCAGAACAACUGGAGGUAAAAGGACUAUUUGAUAUGACAGAGUUACGUCGUCGUCCUGGGUCUAAUGAGCGCACUCCUGCGGCUUCUCCGCCGCGUGUGGUACCAGCAGCGCCAUCUAGCGUAUCACCACCAAUGCCUGCAGCGCCAUCUCGUUGGCAUCGUCCACCCAACGUUCCUGCAUUAUCGGCUGCCUACGAAUCUGUAGACAUGAAUCCUUUGAAACGCAAAAAGCUAUCGAGUAUGUUAGCUACACGUGACACACCUAUAUUAAGAAAUGUCCUAGCACAAACGGCUUCUGUAGACUCUUCUCAACCUAUAUCACUAGUUUGUCACCCAGUCAAUCAACACGUACCACCACGUAUUCACUCUAAUGGAUCAGCUCACGAAUCUGAGCGAGCUCCAAGUCCACAACGCGGCUUUGAUUAUCGACCACGUCGAUUGUCCUCAAGAGCCUCUUCGCCUCAUUACAAUAGAUCAGAUCGUUCCGAAGAUGCCCACUCUCCAUAUACAGAACGUUCUUUUGAAGAAGAAAAUAAUCGUAGCUUUCAUCCUUCCUCGCCGCCAUCCAACUUUCAACAAGACGUACGAACAGGAUUGGCACCUUAUGUCCCACCACAACAAAAGCCAGAAUGGAAGCGAUAUAAACAAUACACUAGAUCCGAUAUUAUGUCAGCUAUUGAAUGCGUGAGAAACGGUAUGAGUGCUCUACAAGCCUCGCGUAAAUAUGGCGUUCCCUCACGUACCCUAUACGAUAAAGUAAAGAAACUUGGCAUUACAACAAGCCGUCCCAUGAGUCGAGGUAUAAAGAGAGAAACGAACGGUGCUGCAUUUCCUUAUGGGCUUAGUGGUACUGGGGGUGGAGAUGACGGAGCUCCAGCUACACCUCUCAUCGAUCCGUCUUUUUUACAACAAGCAUUAGAAGGGGCUACAAGGGAUGGCGGUCGGGAAGCCUUGCAUGCUAUGGCUUUAGCAGCUGCUGCUCACGCCGCAUUAACCCCAAGAACACCACCUCGAUCAGCGCCGCAAUCGCCACGGUCACCUCCUCUUGAUGAUGAUCAUGUCGAAGAUCUUUCUGUAUCGCGUCGUCGAGACAUUGAUCCUCCUUCUGGAGUUAUUGUUCCACCACGUAAUUUUGCAUUAGAUUGCAGUAGUGAAAGAGAUUGAACAACAAUAGCAAAUUGAAACAAACAUUCAAAAAGACUGACUUAGGCGUACAAAGUUAGGAAUAAGACAUUUAUUAGACUACUGGUAGGACGCGCCGCGCGCGCACGCCACGCUGACCUGGCGUUUCGGCCGGGCGAUUGCAAUGGGCCCCGCGGCCACUUUUACUCUACCCCUGUUCUUUUCUAUUUAUUUUCUUUGCACCAUCGAAACCUGAUAACGAAAUAAAAUUUCCGUUUGAUGGUGAAAGUGUGCCCUUAUGUGAUUUUAUUUUUGUUUAUUUUCUUACUUUAUUUUUUUGUUUUAUAACAUUUACGUCUCUGUUAAUGGAAUAGAAAAAUAGGUUAGCUUUAAUUAGAAUGUAAUGUGUUAGUUGGAGCUGUAACUUUAUAGGGCCGAAGGGCAGAAAGGUAGCGCCGGCUACGCCGCCGCGCCUCGACCAGGUCCGCCUAGACGAGUUAUUGUGCAAUUUGUUGUCCGCGACUGUGAUGUUUAUAGACUGAAACGCCGCUACUACCUCACGCUCGCUACAAUUUAACUCUAGUCCUCCGCGUCGCAUAAUACCAUAGUAACUUAAAAUAAUCUUCAGCAGAGCCACACGAAGAGUAGGUAUCUGAAUAUAAGUAAAUUCAAAGGAUUGUGUGACGCGGGACGCUCAUGUCAAUAUGAUGCGAAUAGCGAUGUACAUGUAUGUGACAUUUUAAUUCCUAAUAUUACGGGUUUAAUUACUGAUUUGUUAACGAUUGCCAUAAACAUUUUUUGUGUUGUAUGCCUAGUUAUGCUCACUAUGUCAUCAGUAAAUUAAAUAUAUUUAUAAAUAUAGUAGACUUUCUUUAGCACUUGCACAGUCAUUCUUAUUAGAAUAAGUGACAUGAUUUGUAACACUUAGUAAAAUGCUCAAUAUCUUUUCAUAAGUUUAUGGUAAACAAUAUAAUUUCGUCGCCAUUCGCUGUUAUACUUAUUACAAUUUAACUAAGUUAGUUUCUUAUUAGUACGAGUGUCUACAUUACUUUCUAAUAAGAAUCAUUAUAUAUUUAUAUUGUUGUAAAGCUUUGUAAUUAUAUAGAAUAAUAAAUAAUACGUUGUAAGUAAAAAGUACCUAGCACAGAUUCUUCGUGGUUGGUCUAGAUUCACCAUAAUAUAUUACCUUCCACAUUAUUUUUAGUACUGUUGUAUCCAUGUAUUAAUUUGAUAUCUACAUACGUUAACUUCUAAUAAAAUAUAAUGUUAAUUUUAUAAUACUGUUUAAGUUAAUCAUCAUUACUUAUUAUUUUGUAAUUGAUUGGAAGACUGAUUUGUUACUUUAGUCUAGUUCGAAAAUGCCAUAGAUUGAGUAGGUACCUACCUCUAAGUUUCUCUACUUUAUCAUUGCAUAUUUUACGUAAUAUUGCAUGGAAGUAAAAUUAGGUUGGAUCAUAUUUGUAUUGAGUGUGUAGAAGCUACACUUUUGAGGUCUCACUGUGUUGUGCCUUUGUUUGUUUUAGUAAAUAUUAAUGUUAGGACAUUCCAGUAGUGCACUUUCGUGCUAAUGUGUUUUAGAUGAGUUUCAAGUACUUGUAUGUAAGUGGGCUCUUAGAGAAAAUGUGCGAAAUGAAUUCACCCAUAUCGUUAUUUUAGUGCCUAUCGUAUGUACCUCAUGAUUAUAUUGAAGCGAUGUUAUGUUAUAUAUACCCCACUAUUGUGCCUAUAAAUAUAUUAUUAAGUAUACUUAAUGUUAUGCACUUUUAUUCAUCAAUUUAGUUAUGAAUGCAAAACAUUGUAUGUAUGUACUUUACGUAGUUGUUUAAUGUAUGGACACACCUGAGUUAUUUUAAAUCGAGUUUAUCUCGUACCUACAUAUUAUAAGAACUCUAUA
Messenger RNA from Achroia grisella, 3529 nucleotides. RefSeq lists its product as uncharacterized. The transcript has 2 exons. Gene Ontology annotation, cellular component: nucleus. NCBI's taxonomy places the organism in Eukaryota, Metazoa, Arthropoda, Insecta, Lepidoptera, Pyralidae. The record is from RefSeq and is a predicted model, not a curated record. Gene Ontology annotation, molecular function: DNA binding; protein binding. Gene Ontology annotation, biological process: regulation of transcription by RNA polymerase II. The coding region runs from base 184 to 1677 and encodes 497 amino acids.